Magallana angulata is the source of this 1930-nucleotide messenger RNA. RefSeq names its product C-C chemokine receptor type 7-like. The transcript has a single exon. Gene Ontology annotation, molecular function: G protein-coupled peptide receptor activity. The record is from RefSeq and is a predicted model, not a curated record. Lineage: Eukaryota; Metazoa; Mollusca; Bivalvia; Ostreida; Ostreidae. Gene Ontology annotation, cellular component: membrane. Bases 6 to 1016 code for a protein of 336 amino acids. Gene Ontology annotation, biological process: neuropeptide signaling pathway.
CAGAGAUGGCCAACUCAUUUGAGAACGGAACAGGCGACCACCUCUAUGCCUACGAUUCUGAAUCCGAGUACUGGUAUUUCUCGUCUAAUUAUACCUGGCCGUGUUCAGACCGGUUUCCGUAUCUAUGCUCUGUAUCCAUCUCUGCAAUAUGUAUUGCAGUGAUAGGAAUUCUGGGUAAUUUGGCCGUGAUCGUGUCGCUGAUCAGAGGGAAGCUGUACAAGAAGUCAUCCCAUAUGUCUAUCCUAGUCUUAGCGAUCACAGACAUCAUGUUUCUUGUCGUGUUCAUCAUACAGGAGUUUAUCUACUUUCCUAACGAGUUCUACUUGAAAAGAUUUUUCUCAGCUGAAUUAUGCGUCAUAAUUUUUGUCAUGAUUAACACCCCUUGCUUGAGCUCCUCUUUGAACAUUAUUUAUCUGGCCUACGAGAGGUAUGUUUUGGUCACCAAUCCGUUUGUUUAUAUGGACAAACAUACACCGAGAACCGUGGUCAUCAGGGCGGUUAUAACUUUCAUCAUUUUGGCCAUCGUCAACCUGGCGUACGCCAUCAUCAUGACGGACCUCUCUCGAUGCCCUGAUUUCAUCUUGAUUCCGACAUAUUACGGGUUUAUAACGGUCCCCAUCAUUGGGAUCUCGUUUAUGUCGUUGGUAUUUUUCCAUUGCUCUAAAGUUUACAAAAUAAGGAAACUUUCUAACGUACAGGGCAGACAUACCAAGAGAACCAAACAGUUCCUGCACAUGACAAAGAUCGUCUACAUCAUUGUCAUCACGUUCAUUCUGUCUCAGAUUCCCUACCUUAUCUUUGACGUUGUGUCUAUUUUUGAAUCGUUUGAUAACAAUAUCUGGCCGGAGGAGUACUAUGACGUCAUUCUCCAUAUUGGCAUUGUUGCAUGUCUGGUCAACUAUGCCAGUAACCCGUUCAUUUACUGGAUAACACCGCUCAGUUGCGCCUUUAAACGUAGCGCAAUCAAACAUCCGCCACGGUUCAGUAUUAACACAAAGAGCGAGACGGUUCCUUAGACAACACCUUUGUUUGUGCUUGCUCUUGCAACAGAGAACUUACGCGAUACAAAUGUUAUGUAAAACCAAAACACAGGAAUAGAUGUAUGCGCAUGUACUGCACACUAUUGUUUCAAUUUUUAAGAACAAAAGAUGGAAAGCUUUGUUAAUUGUUAUAAUGUCAUACGUAGGGUAUUUUAUGUUGAUCAUAUUAUGUUAUAAUUGUACGACUGAUGUGAUUUUCUCGUUUUAUCUGUAUUAAUCUGGGUUCAGAUGUUCCAAUCAUAAGUAGCGAAAAAUUUAAAAAGAAUAAAUAUCAAAAGAUAAUAAUAACAGACACAAUCAUUUACAAUCAAAUGAAUCAUUAUGUAUAGAUUGAGCUCUCUUGUUCGAGAACAAAUUUUUUAGAAUAACAAUGUACGAUGUUCUUUUCGAUAGUAAAGUCUUAUUUAAAAACUUCACAAGAAGUAAAUAGUAUAAGGAUGGCGUGUUUGGACUAUAAAAGAUAUGAUUCUAUAAGACUUGUUUCAUUUGUGUAUUCCAAGCGAUGCAAGAGAGGUUUUUCUCUUAAUAGGUUGAAAUAGACUGAUAAUAUAAAAUAGUUGUCUUGAGUUCAGUUGAUAGACGAUCAUCGAAAGCUAAUGAUGUUUAGGUUAAGGAUUAUUGUUUUUGUGUUUGUGAGUGUUUGUUUUGUUUUGUUUUUUGUAGUACACCAGUGAUAUAGAAAAAUCAAAAUAUUCAUUAUGAUGGGUAUUCAAUGUUAAAAUAACACAAGGCGUUCUUCGUAUUGUAUCAAAUAGUUUGUAUUUGCCAUCAUAUAAAUGCAUUGUCUACACUUAACUAUUAAUGGUGUCGCAGUUUGAAUUAAUGUAUUAGUUUAGUGAUAUGUUGCAUAUGUUUUUACUGAUAGUAUUAAUUAAAUGAAUACAACAACA